Notodromas monacha is the source of this 1266-nucleotide messenger RNA. The record is from the annotation of a GenBank genome assembly. NCBI's taxonomy places the organism in Eukaryota, Metazoa, Arthropoda, Ostracoda, Podocopida, Cyprididae.
AUGGUGAAGGUAGUUCCUGAGCAGAAGUUGGAGGCAGGCUUGCCUGUGAAGAUAUUUGUGAAGUUAGAAGACCUGCUCUUCACAAAUUUCAAGUGGACUUUGUUGGAGACUCCUUGGACUUGGACUGCAUUAGGUAUAAAGGUCUCAAGGAAGUCAGAGAAACAAAAAACAGUCAAGGAGGAGCUCAGGACUUCAAAACCUGUUCAGAAGACUUCACUGCACAGAACAUCAUCAACAACACCACUGACCUCAUCAGCUGUAAUCAAGCAAAGGAUCAGCACCACAAGUCAACCUACAACAGUACCUUGGGAGGAAGAAACUGUUACCAUCCAGGAUCAAGACAACAGUGUUUUUAAUAAAAAUGAUGUUGUGACUGUUGUGCCUGAAACCCAGUUAGAACAAACAGUGGAGAUGAGCGAAUCAGAGGCAGAAAAUCAAUUGGAAGAGGUGCCUCAGUCAGUUCUGAAUCCUUUGUUUGAGGAAUUGGAGAUGGCUGAGGCUCCUUCUCUUGCCACAGUCUGGUCCAAAGCCCUGUCUGGGGAAGAGUUGCUCGCCAGGUCUUGUUGGUGUCUCCUCAAGAUGGUGAAGGUAGUUCCUGAGCAGAAGUUGGAGGCAGGCUUGCCUGUGAAGAUAUUUGUGAAGUUAGAAGACCUGCUCUUCACAAAUUUCAAGUGGACUUUGUUGGAGACUCCUUGGACUUGGACUGCAUUAGGUAUAAAGGUCUCAAGGAAGUCAGAGAAACAAAAAACAGUCAAGGAGGAGCUCAGGACUUCAAAACCUGUUCAGAAGACUUCACUGCACAGAACAUCAUCAACAACACCACUGACCUCAUCAGCUGUAAUCAAGCAAAGGAUCAGCACCACAAGUCAACCUACAACAGUACCUUGGGAGGAAGAAACUGUUACCAUCCAGGAUCAAGACAACAGUGUUUUUAAUAAAAAUGAUGUUGUGACUGUUGUGCCUGAAACCCAGUUAGAACAAACAGUGGAGAUGAGCAAAUCAGAGGCAGAAAAUCAAUUGGAAGAGGCGCCUCAGUCAGUUCUGAAUCCUUUGUUUGAGGAAUUGGAGAUGGCUGAGGCUCCUUCUCUUGCCACAGUCCAGUCCAAAGCCCUGUCUGGGGAAGAGUUGCUCGCCAGGUGGACUUGGCCUCUCCUUCGUGCUUGGGUGUUGGCGAAGAUUUGUUCUAGCCACCCCACCUUUUGUCGCACUCGACCUGGUUCUGGCCAGCUUGCGGGCGCCAGGUUUAUUGCCGGCGGCUGGCAAUAA